AUCACAGCGCAAGACUCAGUGUAUCAGACACGUGUCCCCGGUACAAGAAGAGCAGCAACAGCAGAGUCGAUGCCCAGGGCGGGCGGUGGGUCCGUGGGGAGCGCAUGGGGCUCGGCUCAGUGGGGUUUCCCAGCCACACACCCACUCAGGACAGCGGGACACUAGUGAACGCAACUUUCCUGCACUGACUGUGGCUGUAGAGAGCGCAUGCGCAGAGUCAAGUUCAAACAUCUGGGGGAGAGGGGGAACCCCCAUGAGCCUGGAUAUAUUUGUUGCUGGGAACUGAGCCUGACACGGCCGCACCCCCUCUAAUUAACAUGGUGGACCGGGGACCCAUCCUGACAUCUGCCAUCAUCUUCUACCUGUCCAUUGGGGCUGCCAUAUUCCAGGUGCUGGAGGAACCCAACUGGAAAGCGGCCACCCAGCUCUACAAGGAGAACAGGGUGAAGAUUCUGGCCAAGCACUCCUGCCUCACCCCUAAGGACCUGGAAGAAAUCCUGGAGACUGUAUCUAAUGCUGCGGGGCAAGGGGUGACCAUCACGGGGAACACUACAUUUAACAACUGGAACUGGCCCAACGCGGUCAUAUUCGCAGCUACAGUCAUCACGACUAUAGGUUAUGGGAAUAUUGCCCCAAAGACAUCUGCUGGGCGCCUCUUCUGUAUAUUCUAUGGCCUGUUUGGCGUGCCCCUCUGCCUGACAUGGAUCAGCGCCCUGGGAAAGUUUUUCGGAGGACGUGCAAAGAGGCUGGGGCAGUUCCUCACCAAAAGAGGUGUCUCCUUGAGGAAGGCACAGAUCACCUGCACAGCCAUCUUCAUUAUCUGGGGGGUUUUGAUCCAUUUGGUUAUCCCACCUUUCAUCUUCAUGAGAACAGAAGGUUGGGAUUAUAUUGAAGGUCUCUAUUUCUCCUUCAUCACUAUCACCACCAUCGGGUUUGGAGACUAUGUGGCAGGUGUGAAUCCCAAGGUGAACUACAAUGUUCUGUAUCGCUAUUUUGUGGAGAUCUGGAUCUACCUGGGCCUGGCCUGGCUGUCUCUCUUUGUCAACUGGAAGGUUAGCAUGUUCUUGGAGGUGCACAAAGCAAUAAAGAAGAGAAGGAAGAGGCGGAAAGAGUCCUUUGAGAAUGAUCCGCAGAUGAAGCAAACCAAGGCCAUGCCAAUGACCAACCCAAAGGAUGUCAAUAUUUUCAGUUUCCUUUCUAAGAAGGAAGAGACCUACAAUGAUCUGAUUAAACAGAUUGGCAAAAAUGGUUUAAAGGACAGUCAUGGAAAAAUACUGAAUGGUGAUGUGGAGACCAACGGUACUGUGACCAACAAAGGAAGAGACCUCAUGGUGAUGUACAGCAAGCGUAACGGUAUGGGCUACAAUGAAGUCAAGUUUUCAGACAGCCGCCAGAAAGAGACCAUGACAAAGCCCUUUCAGGACAAAGACACAGCCAUUCUUAUAAACCAGCUGGACCGCAUCAGUGAAGAGGAGGGAGACACGUGGGACUCCAAAGACUACAAACCAUUCAUCUUCCAAAAUGCCAACAUCACUUUUGUGAAUGAGGAAGAGUGCAACAGCACCGAGGAUGAGGCAAAAUCAAAGACUUCCUAUGAGGAUAAUAUGGGCGAGCCGCAGACUCCAAUGCAGAUGGAUGAAUUGUCUUCCUUUUCCAGCAAUGAUGCCGAAGCAUCCAUUCCAUACGAGCAGCUCCUCAACAACUAUAAUACAGUGCAUAGCGACAAAUCAGUGACGUGACCCAAUUCUGGCCCGUGCUGGGAAACAAUUUAUUGUAAUGUCUUUAAACUGAGUUUUAUUUUUAUAAUUGGAACCAUUGGACAAACAAGAUGACCGCCAAUGGAAUUUACUCUCUCUGGACCUAUUUCUGGGGAACCAGCUGUCUUUGAACUCUUCUUACACUGGACUAAAUAAUAAAGGAGAAAGCAGCGCAUCUUCCCUUCAGCCCUACGGGGAUUCUUCCACCAGCAUAGUCUACACCCAAAACAUGAGAAUUCUCCACCCAAUUUCUGCUGGUGCCUCACCAGAUCAAGUUUUUAUUUCCUUGAUGAAGAUACUUGAAACUUAGAGACUAUGGAACUUUUCUGUAUGUAUAGAUGUAUAUUUUUGACUCAGUAUUCCGGCUUCAUAUUGGAUGUAUGUGCCAUAUUUAAUUUCUGAGACUUAUAUGUGGCGCUAGAAGUGGGCAGCAUUCUUAUUUCUCCCCCUCGCCCACUUGUGGCCUUUGCACAAUUGGUACUUUAGGUUAAACUUGAACCUGGCAUCUAGAGUAUGGUGCGCCUUCAACAUUGUAAUCUAGAACUUGAUGUCUAGACCAUUGCAGUCUAGAUUUUAGUGCCUUAUAACACUCUAUCCUAGAGCUGGAUACAUAGGGCCCAGUAGAACUUCAUGGUUUACCUGGAAAGAUGGUCAUAACCUGUAUCUGAGCUCUUUGGAUUGUUCUAUUUUAAUGCUGUAUUGGUAACAUUCCUUUUAUCUAGGAGCAACGGUAGAACAAAUUUUUUUUUUUAUAAUAAUAUUUUAACUGAAAGUUGCUCAAAGAAAAUAGAGAGAAGUAAUUUAUUUAAAAAUUAAUUUGCAGCCUACUUGGUAGCAGUCUACUCAGUGGUAGUCUGCUGAAAACCCGGCAGCUGUAAAUUUCUGGACUAUAAAUGAUGAUAAACCAAGGCUACACGUACAGUAUGUUAUGUACAUAUAAAGCACUAAAGUCACACUCCAUAUUCUUGUAUUGACUGUUACAUUUAAGACUUGCAUCUACAGUUCUCACCGCGCUCCUUUUCAAGUCAUGCUGCAUGGCUAGUGAGCAGUUCAUUCAGACACACAUUGCAUUGCUUUACAAAGAACUCCCUGACUUUCUGUACUUCUAAGCCACAUUCUAAUGUAGAAAGUCUUGGGGAGCAACACUGGUGUGACUUUCAAGGGGUGAUAUAUAAACAUUGGAACUGGCUGUUUCUUAGCCCCAUGCGAAGAGUAAAUUUAUGCCUACGUGCCUGCACUCUAGGACAUGAGUGGUGACCAUCAUGUUGCUCAAAGAGGCCUAUGCUGCCUUACCAAACCAAGUACAGUCUGCAGCAUACAUCUAAUCUAAGUGCUGAUGAGCCUUAUAGGCUACAUAUUUAAUAUUACUGUUCAGCGGUAGCGGUGGGUACUGCAGAUGCUGUUAGAAUGAUCUUGUGCUAUAUUUUGGGACCUUUAUUUAUAUCUCCACAUUGAUUUGCUGCUUUAUGAUCCUAGAAACCUUCCUAUUGGAUAGCGACCUCCCCAUGAUGGGGCAGAAGGCAGUGUAUUUGUAACAUGUGAGCGUGUGAACAAUUCUUAUGUUAUAUCUAUGUGAUUCCUGCACCCUCUUUCCCACAAACCCUGAAGAAGGACCACUGGAUGGUUCCAGUUUCCACCCCCCCCCCCACUGUCUUUUCCAAACAACAAUUAAUAGCAAAUCUGGUUUAGAAGUGGUCUUGAAAGGGUUAACUGCCAGCUGUCUGAGGUUUUUUUUUAAUAUUUGUAUAGCUUCUGGGGAGAUUCAGUGCCAAGAUGUUAUUGGGUUAUGAAGGGAAAUUGCUAAAGCACAACCAUUUAUCCAUAAAUUGAGUUUAGUGGCCCCAGCCCUAUCUAGAUGCCUUCACUUGUUACACAGGGCCCUAACAUGUAGUGUGUUUGUCUCACAUUUUGGGGUGUUGUUCCUCCCAGUGAAACUGUUAUGUUGUGUGCCUUACUGAGAGUAUCUUGGCAACCAUGUUUGAGAACAUACGGACAGACGUGAAUGAGUGAGCCAAUAAUAGUUUGUUUGUCCUGGGUAAUAAGUGGAGCAGAAAUUGAUUAUAUGUACUGGUUGCAGCAGGUACCCCACUUUUUUCCAUGUACAGAUGCCUGAAAUCGUUCCAUUGCUUCCAACUGGGAUGGCUGAUAUAUUUUCUCUGCUAACCACAAUGUAGUGGGGGCCGGACAAGGUUUAAUAAGAACUGUUUGUGCCGGUAUCUGUGAUUGUUACCUGUUCCACUCCUGGGGCUCCCCUUUUAACUGGACCUAUCACUAUACAAGGUUUUCUGCUCUCAGUUUUGGUUUGGCCCCAUGUAGGGUCUGGAGGGCUAGGCCUGAAAUGAGCUCAAUAUCUUGAAUUGUCUCAAUCUCCCACAGGGAGUGAAGGUUGGGGUGCAGCUGAUUUACAUUAAUCCUAUUGUAUGGUUUCUAUUGUAUAUACUAUCAGCUCCACUGUAUCACACCCUUGUACCCUUCUAAUACGGCUGCUAAUGGCGUUUUCAACUUCUGAACCCCUGUUAGCACAGAAAUGCACUGUAUUUGCACUCCCAGCUCCCUACUGUAUUGGGUUUAGUGCAGGGAGUUGCAGUCCCAAAGAACAUAGAGCUGUGACUUUAUGAACUGUACCUAAUGCCCCAGAUCACCAUUCAUGUCUUGCUGCAGGUUCCAGAUUAUCCAAUGACAAUCUUCACAAUGCUGAGUGGGGCUUUUGUACUGUAACUGUAACAAUACUUUCACUCCAUGAGUCUUAAUCCCCUUCAUUAAUGUCUGAGCUAAUUACUGGGUGUCUAUUUACUCUGGUAACGUUCCACUGAGCCCCUAGGCUGUCCUAUUCCUCCUAACUGUGACACUGCUUAGGGGUUCCAAGCAAGAGCAUGGGUGGCCUUUUAGCAAGCGGUUAGCCUUCCUCUGUAACAGGACAUGCUGAAAGUGUGUGUGCUCUUAUGUGGCCCCGAUGUGUGAGGUUUGGGGACCCCAUGCUACGAGUCAGACAGAGCCUUCAUUAUUUGUGCCACUGGAAACACUGUAUGUAAAUAUCUGAUAUUCCUAUGUAUUAUAGCGUAAUUUAUUUUAAUAUUUCGCAAUAAAAGAAGUUAAAGUAAA
Molecule: messenger RNA, 4859 nt
Organism: Xenopus laevis (African clawed frog)
Lineage: Eukaryota; Metazoa; Chordata; Amphibia; Anura; Pipidae
Gene: kcnk5.L
Product: potassium channel subfamily K member 5
Exons: 5
Coding region: 318-1739 (473 amino acids)
Source: RefSeq, a predicted model, not a curated record